AUGGAAGCAACGGAGGAUCCAGAGCAGGAUAAACAAGUGGCGAUUAUUAUAUUCGUUAUGGCAAUAGCUGGGAUGUGUGUGAAUCUGUUCGUGCUGAUAUUCAUCCAGCAGAUCGACUCGAUCCGAAAGCCGUUCGUACAGACGAGUGUAUCGCAGAUGAUCGCUGAUUUCACGGUGCUGUUCACAUUCGCUGCUUAUGCGGCACCGAGGACGUUCUUGUGA
Molecule: messenger RNA, 222 nt
Organism: Anisakis simplex (herring worm)
Lineage: Eukaryota; Metazoa; Nematoda; Chromadorea; Rhabditida; Anisakidae
Source: the annotation of a GenBank genome assembly